AUGGUUCAAAUGGGAAUUCCGGAUAGAUGGUGCGGUUGGAUUAGAGGGAUCUUGGAAUCGGCGAGAUCCUCGGUUUUAGUUAACGGUUCGCCAACUUUCAAGUUCCAGUGCUCGAAAGGUAUUCGUCAAGGUGACCCGAUUUCCCCGUUCUUGUUUAUUUUAGCCAUGGAGGCGCUUUCUUGUAUUGUGGAAAAAGCUAGAAACUUAGGUGCCUUUGCUGGAAUCAAGAUAAAUUUUGCUGGCCUCAAAAUAAACCUUUCAAAAUCCAACAUAUUUGCUAUUGGAGUGGAGAAUGGGGAUCUCGAUGUCACAACCUCUCACAUUGAACUAGCAAGAUGGAAAGGGUCUUUGUUAUCUAUUGGUGGGAGAUUAACGCUUAUAAAUUCGGUUAUGGAAAGAUUGCCUGGUUACUCUUUUUCGUUGUAUAAAGCUCCGGUCCAAGUCAUCAAUGAUCUUGAGUCAAAGAUAAGGAAUUUUUUAUGGGGUGAUGACGAAGAGAUUAAGAAACUUCACUGGGUUGCUUGGGAUCGGGUGGCGUCUCCUAGGAAGUUAAGAGGGCUCGGGCUUAGUAAGUUAAAACUUAUAAAUGCGUCACUUCUUACUAAGUGGGGUUGGAGAUUUCUGUCGGGUAAAGAUAAACUUUGGGCAAAGGUGGUUGAAGCUAUUCAUGUGACAUAG
Helianthus annuus (common sunflower) is the source of this 678-nucleotide messenger RNA. RefSeq lists its product as uncharacterized. Bases 1 to 678 code for a protein of 225 amino acids. Lineage: Eukaryota; Viridiplantae; Streptophyta; Magnoliopsida; Asterales; Asteraceae. The record is from RefSeq and is a predicted model, not a curated record. The transcript is spliced from 3 exons.